Molecule: messenger RNA, 264 nt
Organism: Perkinsus marinus ATCC 50983
Lineage: Eukaryota; Perkinsozoa; Perkinsida; Perkinsidae
Exons: 1
Coding region: 1-264 (87 amino acids)
Source: RefSeq, a predicted model, not a curated record
AUGGCGGCCGGAGAAGAGAGCACAGGAGGAUGGUUACGUUCGACAUUGAUGUGGGCAGUGGUGGAUGCUGGCACGAAGACGGAGGGAGGGCAUUCUCUCGCCGGACGACGCCAGUUGAACGCCAAGGUCCAAGGGGCCGUGGCGGUGUAUAGGGAUGUUAUGGAUACAGCAGCCGAGAAGAAGCCGUUGAAUAGCAGCCCUGGUUCCGUUAAGACCGAAGCGAGCUCACAGAACACCCAGAAACCCAUCAACAGCGUCACGUAG